Cynara cardunculus var. scolymus (artichoke) is the source of this 1743-nucleotide messenger RNA. Its product is annotated as alpha/beta hydrolase domain-containing protein 17B. Lineage: Eukaryota; Viridiplantae; Streptophyta; Magnoliopsida; Asterales; Asteraceae. The record is from RefSeq and is a predicted model, not a curated record. The transcript is spliced from 5 exons. Bases 191 to 1507 code for a protein of 438 amino acids.
UUAUCCAAAAAAAGGGUACCCGACUUACAUCUCUGUUUCUCCAUUCCAAAAACCCUUUUAAAAACCCGAAUAGAUUUAUCCAUUUUUCCAAAAACCCAUGUGAAAUAGCUUAAAAAUUAUGGAUGUGUAGAUAAGGACAUGCAUUCAUGAGUUGGGUUUGGACCAAGUAUCUUAUUGGGGGUGAAGGUGAAUGGGUUGUCUCAUCUCUCAUCUCGCUGCCAAAUUCGCCUUCUUUCCUCCAUCGCCCCCAACUUAUCAGAUCAAGAAACGUGAUGAUGGCAAGCCAAUUGCUGUCUAUUCAUCUUCCUCCAUCCCCCUCACCGGCGGCGGUCUUGACGACGGAGGUGGUGGUGGUGCCGGCUGUUCACUUGAUGUGUUGUCAAUAAACACCAAAAGAGGCAACAAGAUCGUAGCUUUUUAUCUUAAAAACCCAUAUGCAAGGCUCACCUUACUCUAUUCUCAUGGCAAUGCUGCUGAUUUGGGUCAACUUUUUGACCUCUUUGUUCAACUCAAAGCUAAUCUCAGAGUCAAUCUCAUGGGAUAUGAUUACUCGGGCUACGGUGCUUCUACGGGCAAGCCAAGUGAGCUUAAUACGUAUGCAGACAUAGAGGCAGUUUACGAGUGUCUUCAGACCGAAUAUGGAGUUAGUCAGGAAGACUUAAUUUUGUACGGACAGUCGGUCGGGAGUGGGCCCACACUGCAUUUGGCGGCUCGGCUGCCGAGGUUAAGAGGUGUAGUUCUUCAUAGUGCCAUUCUUUCGGGCCUUCGUGUCGUGUGUCACGUGAAGUGUACACUUUGCUUCGAUAUCUACAAGAAUGUGAACAAAAUUCGGAAGGUCAAGUGCCCGACGCUUGUCAUACACGGCACCGAAGAUGAUGUGGUGAAUUGGUUACAUGGUAACGGACUAUGGAAAAUGGCUAAGGACCCGUAUGAACCGUUAUGGAUAAAAGGUGGCGGCCAUUGCAACUUAGAACUGUAUCCGGACUACAUCCGCCAUCUUUGUCGGUUCAUCUACGAAAUGGAAACCAUCACCACCAAAACCCGACUCACAAAAAUCAAGUCAACUCUGCGCAUACCCAAAAAGUCAAACCCCGAUACACGCAGCUGCUGUUGUAUAAAACCCAGGCUGCCCGACUGCUUGAAAUGUCCAAGACCUCGCUGCCCGAGCUGCCCAGAAUGUUGCAAACCUAGCUGCUGUUUUCUAAACUGGAAAUGUGGGUGUUGCUGGACAAUGAAGCUACCGAAAUGCCCAAAUGUGAAGUUACCAAAAUGCCCAAAUGUGAAGUUACCGAAAUGCCCAAAUGUGAAGUUACCAAAAUGCCCAAAUGUGAAGUUACCGAAAUGCCCAAAUGUGAAGUUACCAAAAUGCCCAAAUGUGAAGUUACCGAGAUGCCCAAAUGUGAAGUUACCAAAAUGCCCAGAUGUGAAAUUAUCUAAAUGCGCUUCUUGUUUGAGAUGCGGAUGCUUGGCGUGUUCGUGCAAGUGCGUAAAUUGUUCGUGUUGGUGAUAGUUUUUUCGAGACGGUGGUGGGUAUACGCGGGGAAAAGGGUUUAAAUGUAAUUUUAAGUGUUUGUAUAGAUUUGGUGGCUGAAAAUGGCGUUUUUUGUCUGAGAUUUAUUAUUGAGGAAGAGGGUUAUUUUGGGAAAGUUGUAAGCGUUUGCGAGUAUCUGAAAUCUGUAUGUGGACAGCGGUUUUAGAGAUCGAUUAAUUUUGGUAUUUAUAUAUGCUUCGGUUUGAUGCUCU